Sorex fumeus (smoky shrew) is the source of this 690-nucleotide messenger RNA. It is a transcript of the gene UNC5CL, whose product is annotated as unc-5 family C-terminal like. Lineage: Eukaryota; Metazoa; Chordata; Mammalia; Eulipotyphla; Soricidae. The record is from RefSeq and is a predicted model, not a curated record.
AUGGUCUUCCUGGUCUCCUCCACAGCCUUUACACAUGUACUGAGGUGCCCACUGGUCGAGCACUGCAAGUUACUGCAGCUGACUGUGUUCCGUUAACCACUGGUGCCUGGGCAUUCCCACCUAGCAACAUAUCUCUGUAAUACAUCCUGUGCCCUGCAGUGGCCCAUCACCAAUGAGCAACCCCAUGGUGGACAUCUGCAUAGGCCAUGCCAGCUCUUCAACUUCACCGGGUCUGAGUCCUCCAGUGAGAGAGCAGGUGGGGAAAAUAUGGAUGAUAACUGCUGCUGACUAGUGCCCCAUCUCCACAUCUGGCAUGGGAAGUGCCCUUUCCUCUCCUGCUUAGUGAGAAAAGCAGGCAAAUUGGAGACCAAGCGCAUGAAAAUCCUUCUGUUCCAGGCAUCUGAGGAAAAAACCUGGACUUGCCCCCCUCAGUACCCUCCCAUACUGUUUGAGCAGCUGUAGAAGUUAUUGGAGUCCAUCACAGGCAAUUACUGGGGCUGCUUGGCCUCCCCCCUGGGACUCUGGUAUGAAGAUCCAAAGAAUGCCAGGCUGCCAGAACUCCUCAGAACGAUCAUGCAGUGUCUGCACUGUGCCUCUGCCACCCAGAACUCUCUGAGUGGGGGCAGCCCCGGCCCUGUGCAUUGGGCCUCUCUGGACAACCUGGACCUGGACCUGCACGAAGAGCUCUGA